AUGGACUUUUCUAUGUAUAACUUUGGAUUUGCUGGCGGCAGCAGCAAGAGGAAGUUAGAUGAGAUCGCUGCCCGUCGGCAGCAGCUCCGAGCGGAGCUCCUCGAUGAUUCCAUCGAGGUUCGAGUCGAGCGUCAGCUCGCUCAAGAGUUCCCCUCGGCGGCCCGUGGUGGUCGCGGCCAAGGGGGAGGCCACGGCGCUUUCCACGAGGCCCCCAUGGACCUCGACCAUGGCUGGGUUGAGCCCGAGCCCGAGCCCGAGCCCGUGAUGACGGGCGCGCUUCUCCGCCCCGGCGGCAACGUCGAGCCGCCCCAACAGGAGGCUGCGCAGGCUAACGCGCCGCCUGUUGGGAUGGCUCAGCCAACCACCUCUAGCACGGUGGGAGAUGAGAUGCGGCGUCCGCCGCAGAAUACCAACGCCUCUCUCCCCCUCCCCCAAGAGGACAACUUCGAGAUUGAUCUGGGGCCGUAG
Messenger RNA from Penicillium expansum, 468 nucleotides. RefSeq lists its product as uncharacterized. The coding region runs from base 1 to 468 and encodes 155 amino acids. Lineage: Eukaryota; Fungi; Ascomycota; Eurotiomycetes; Eurotiales; Aspergillaceae. The transcript has 4 exons. The record is from RefSeq and is a predicted model, not a curated record.